Molecule: messenger RNA, 1035 nt
Organism: Girardinichthys multiradiatus
Lineage: Eukaryota; Metazoa; Chordata; Actinopteri; Cyprinodontiformes; Goodeidae
Gene: chtf8
Product: CTF8, chromosome transmission fidelity factor 8 homolog (S. cerevisiae)
Exons: 3
Coding region: 146-547 (133 amino acids)
Biological process (GO): mitotic sister chromatid cohesion
Cellular component (GO): Ctf18 RFC-like complex
Source: RefSeq, a predicted model, not a curated record
GACGUCCCGGACGCUAGCUGGUUGGCGGGAACUCGAACGUAAACAGAAGUGUCAGUUUGGGCUGCUGAAUGCUCGUUUUGGUUCUGAUUGAAAGAACCUUUCCAAGCGGAUUUAAAGACGCGGUGGCUGGUUGGUUCCCAGCAGGAUGGUUCAGAUAUUCAUACGAGGCAGCGUGGAUGGCAGCAACCCUCCGGAGUGGCUGUUGGUGGAGCUGCAGGGCGAGAUGGUGUCCAGACUCAACUCUGGCCUUGCAGGAAAUGUGAUGGGAGACCUGCUUUACACCAAGGAGGGGGUGCCGGUGCUGAUCGUAGGACAUCACAUUCUCUAUGGGAAGAUGGUCAAACUGGAGAAGCCCUUCGCCGUCCUCACAAAGCACUCGGGACAUUCACAGGACAGUAACACUGAUGGUAUCAGUCAGGUUACCAUGGAAACAGACCAGCCUGCAUCCUCCUCUACAUCUUACUCGGUGUCCGCGCUCAUCAAACGAAAACUGAUCUUUAAGACUCGUCCCAAACCCAUCAUCACGAAUGUGCCCAAGAAGGUGUAGAAGGACAUUUGCAGGUCUCUGUUUACUGGUCAGACUGGUUCAAACUGGUCUGAGGCACAGAUUUAAAUAGAAAACAUAGAAUUUAUCACUGGUUUCAUGUUUGAAAUGCUGUUCUGUGAGCUUUUACACAUUUUGUUUCUGUUUGUUUUACUACUAAUGUAGUAAAAUGAUUUCUGACUGCGACAGAAACUGCAGUAUUCAUAUGUUUAUUUUUUCAGUGCUAAUCCAGUUUUCAGUUCAAUUCAGUUUAUUAAAAUUACAGCAAAGGCACUGGUGACCACAUUCAUUGGUAACCCUGGUACAGAUGUAUCAAAGGCCUGAAAAUUAACUAAAUAAAUAAAAUGGAUGGUUAAUUCGAAACAAACUAAAGUUUAUACUGCAUUGUACUAUAACGUCACACUGAAAAAUUCCAAAUUAAGAAAUAGUUAAAAUCACUUGUGACCCAAGUAUUGGCACCUCUAAUAAUUUAAUAUAACCUUUAAAAUAAA